CUGCGCACUUGUGAGACCCCGUCUGUUCAGCAGCUUCGUGAGUGGUACGCUGGGCGUGGGAGGUCUGGGGGUGCAGGUCCCUGCACGUACGUUCUUCGCACAGGCACUCGUAGUGGGGAGGUGUGUGGUCUCCCACACACCACGCAGCGCUGCUUCGGCCGCCUGACUGACGCUUGGCGUACCCAGUUUCCUGACGCUGUUGAUCUUCCUCGUUGGCAUGAUCUGCUUCUGCAGAAUGUGCCUAUCUUUGAUCUAGACUUUGAUGCUAUCCUUGCUGCCAUGUAUGCUCUUGCUGAUAUUACUGAGGGUGACUGUUACCUGCGUGUCCCGCCCGACCCGGGCACUGUGGCUGCUGCUCUAGGUGCUAGUGCGGCUGCUGCUCUAGGUGCUAGUGCGUCUGCUUCUCCAGGUGCUGGUACGUCUCCUCUCUCAGGUACUGCACCUACUGAGUCCUUGCACACCAUCACACUUGACUCUGGUGCUUCGCGCUCUUUCUUUAGAGACAGCACCACGCUCACGCCGCUCCGUCGGCCUGUUGCGGUCUCCCUUGCUGACCCCUCAGGGGGCCCAGUACUUGCACACUCCUCCACUGUCCUACCAUGUCCUGCGGCCCCGUCGGGCUUGCUGUCGGGACUCCACCUCCCCUCGUUCUCUACGAACCUGGUGAGUGGAGCUGACCUCCAGGACGCGUGGGUUGACCAGUUCACCCCUGGAGGUCUAGUCCUGCGUCUGCCCCCUGCUCGUGUCGUCCUUUGGCACACGAGACUCUCCUUUGGCACCACCGCCUUGGUCACCCCUCCCUGCCUCGUCUUCGAGGGCCGGCAGCGCGCUGCCCCUCACUCCUCGUUUCCUCCGACUGAAGCCCCUCUGCAGACUCUUCACAUGGACGUGUGGGGCCCAGCCCGCGUCCGUGGACAGGGUCACGAGCGCUACUUCCUCCUGGUCGUUGACGACUACUCGCGUUACACCACAGUCUUCCCCUUGCGCAGCAAGGGUGCGGUCACUGAGGUGUUGAUCGACUGGAUCCGCGGUGCUCGUCGCCAGCUCAGUGAGAGUUUCGGCUCAGACCUUCCUGUUCUGCGCCUGCACUCGGACAGAGGCGGGGAGUUUUCCUCCGACCUCCUGAGGGCCUUCUAUCGUUUGGAGGGCAUCCGCCAGACGUUCACGCUUCCGGCCUCCCCGCAGCAAAAUGGAAUUGCUGAGCGCCGCAUUGGCAUGGUCAUGGACGUCGCUCGUACGUCCAUGAUCCAUGCGGCUGCUCCCCAUUUUCUGUGGCCGUUCGCGGUUCAGUACGCGGCGCAUCAGAUCAACCUUCAGCCUCGUGUCUCCUUGCCGGAGACCACACCUACUCUGCGGUGGACGGGGAAGGUUGGCGAUGCGUCCGCGUUUCAUGUCUGGGGAUCUCGAGCUUUUGUCCGCGAUACUAUUGCGGACAAGCUGUCCUCCCGUGCCGUUCCCUGUGUCUUCCUUGGCUUCCCUCCUGACGCACCCGGGUACUCCCCUGGUAGACCCCCUCCCCCCCAGGGUCCUGCCCCCUCAGGUGUGUCCCAGGUAGACCCUGCCGAGCCGGUCGAGGUAGCUGUCGACUCAAGUACUGCUAGGGGUGCUGAGACUGGGGGUGCUGAGACUGGGGGUGCUGAGACUGGGGGUGCUGAGACUGGGGGUGCUGAGUCUGGAGGUGCUCUGGGUGUCCCGUCACGGCGGGAGCCCCUCUCUCCACAGCGGCUUCGUGAGUGGUACUCUCGGCGCUGUCGAGGUGCUGCUGGUGCUGGAGCUACUGGAGGUGCUGGCGCUGCUGGAGGUGGUGCUGGUGCUGGAGCUGCUGGAGGUGCUGCUGGUGCUGGAGCUGCUGGAGGUGCUGCUGGUGCUGUAGGUGCUGGAGGUGCUCCUGGAGCUAUUGGAGGUGCUGGCGCUGCUGGAGGUGGUGCUGGUGCUGGAGCUACUGGAGGUGCUGCUGGUGCUGGAGCUGCUGGAGGUGCUGCUGGUGCUGCUGGAGGUGGUGCUGGUGCUGGGGCUGCUGGAGGUGCUGCUGGUGCUGGUGCUGGAGCUGCUGGAGGUGCUGUUGGGACUGGAGACCCUGGGGCUGAGGGUACCGGUUCUGUCUCUGCUGUUUCUCGAGGCGCUGCGCGGCCGCGGCCGUACUACGUUCCCCUCCUUCAGCAGGUUCUUGGCUCCCCGCAUUCUCCUGGUCCUCCUCCUCCUCCUUUCCUGAGUCCACCGCCUGUCCAGUCUCAGUCGCAGUUGCAGCCGGCCCCUCCCCUGCCUGGUCCUUCUCCUUACUCUGGUCCGACUAGAGGUCUUACGGAGCGUCGUGAGCCUGAGUCGCAUCCUGUGUCUCCUGCGUCUCGUUCUGCGUCGCCUGUCCGCACUGUUCGCGCUGGUCGUGUUUCGCGUCCGCGUCUUCCACGUGUCCCAGGCACUCACUCUAUGACACUGCGUCCUUCUACUGCUUCAAAGCGUGUCCCUCUGCUCUCUCCUCCUGCGUCCUCUCUUCCUGACGGUCCGGACUCGGAGUCUGACUCCCUUCGUGCUGCUAGUCCUACUGUCACGCACUUUCUGGCCACUGCUGUCACUGACCCUCUGUUUGAGUCCUCUGCUGCGUCUGCUCUUGUUGCUGAGCUUGUUGACUUUGCUGCAGCCUGUCGCCUAGACUACGCCGCUAGUCUUGUUGCUGAGUCUGCGUCUGCGUCUGUCUGUCCUCCGUCCGUCGGGGGUGAGUGUGCUCUUCGCACGGACGGAGACCCGGAUGCACUAGACAUCCCGACCCCGCGCUCUUACGCAGAGGCGAUAGAGGGUCCCUACUCCUCUCAGUGGCAGGCAGCCAUGGACGCAGAGAUGGCUUCCUGGAAGUCCACAGGCACCUACGUAGACGAGGUUCCCCCACCUGGGGCGAACAUCGUCAGUGGCAUGUGGAUCUUCAGGGUGAAGCGGCCGCCGGGUUCUCCGCUUGCCUUCAAGGCGCGUUACGUUGCACGUGGCUUCAGUCAGCGACAGGGAGUUGACUUCUUUCAGACCUUCUCCCCUACCCCGAAGAUGACCACUCUUCGGGUAAUGCUGCACGUUGCUGCUCAGCGUGACUACGAGCUCCACUCGCUUGACUUCAGCACAGCCUUCCUACAGGGCAGCCUGCACGAGGAGAUCUGGCUGCGCCGCCCACCUGGCUUCACUGGGUCGUUUCCUGCUGGUACCCAGUGGAGCCUCCGGCGGCCAGUCUACGGUCUCCGCCAGGCGCCCCGUGAGUGGCACGACACGCUCAGGACGACUCUUGCUGCUCUUGGUUUUGCUCCUUCCACUGCUGACCCUUCUCUGUUUCUACGCACUGACGCUACUCUGCCGCCGUUCUACGUUCUUGUGUACGUAGACGACCUUGUCUUUGCUACUGCUGACACGGAGGCACUCGCCCACGUGAAGUCCGAGCUGCAGAAGAGACACACGUGCACAGACCUGAGUGAGCUGACAAGCUAUCUUGGCUUGCGGAUCACCCGGGACAGAGCACAGCGCACCAUUACCUUGACUCAGUCACACAUGGUGCAGCAGGUCCUUCAGCGCUUCGGCUUCACGUACUCCUCGCCACAGUCCACUCCUCUGCCUACCGGUCACUCACUCUCAGCUCCACCUUCGGACGAGUCCGUAGAGCCGAGUGGCCCGUAUCCAGAGCUUGUGGGCUGCCUCAUGUACCUCAUCACUUGCACACGACCUGACCUCGCAUACCCUCUCAGCCUUCUGGCUCGCUACGUGGCUCCCGGCAGGCACCGAAAGGUGCACUGGGAUGCUGCAAAGAGGGUGUUGCGAUACCUGUGCAGUACAUCGGACAUGGGGCUCGUGCUUGGAGGACGGGCUCGAGUUGUCCUCACUGGUCACGCUGACGCCUCCUGGGUUGACGACUUGGCUACGCAGCGGUCGUCACAGGGUUACACCUUCAGCCUUGGCUCCGGUUCUGUCUCCUGGCGGUCUACCCGCUCUUCUUCUGUUCUCAGCUCCAGUUGUGAGGCUGAGAUCUACGCUGGGGCCAUGGCUGCACAGGAGCUUCGCUGGCUCACCUACCUGCUGACCGACUUGGGAGAGGCGCCUCGUUCUCCUCCAGUUCUGUACGUCGACAACAAGGCCGUGCUGGCCUUGUGUCAAGAGCACAGACUGGAGCACAGAACGAAGCACAUUGCUCUGCGCUACUUCCUUGCUCGAGAGUUGCAGCAGCGUGGCCAGCUUCGUCUUGCUUACGUGGCCUCUCAGGCCAACACUGCUGAUGUUUUCACCAAGGCACUUCAGCCUUGUGAUCAUCAGCGUUUCUGUACUGUGUUAGGUCUUGUACCUACUGUGCCUCACUUGUUGACUUCUUGA
Molecule: messenger RNA, 4338 nt
Organism: Closterium sp. Naga37s-1
Lineage: Eukaryota; Viridiplantae; Streptophyta; Zygnematophyceae; Desmidiales; Closteriaceae
Source: the annotation of a GenBank genome assembly